Molecule: messenger RNA, 3390 nt
Organism: Dromiciops gliroides (monito del monte)
Lineage: Eukaryota; Metazoa; Chordata; Mammalia; Microbiotheria; Microbiotheriidae
Gene: FAM220A
Product: family with sequence similarity 220 member A
Exons: 2
Coding region: 208-1098 (296 amino acids)
Biological process (GO): negative regulation of transcription by RNA polymerase II; protein dephosphorylation
Cellular component (GO): nucleus
Molecular function (GO): STAT family protein binding
Source: RefSeq, a predicted model, not a curated record
CGCUCCUAUGGAGUCUUCUGCAAGGGGCUGACCCGAACCCUGCUCAUCUUCUUCGACCUGGCCUGGCGGCUUCGCAUCAACUUUCCCUACCUGUACAUCGUGGCCUCCAUGAUGCUCAAUGUCCGGCUACAGGUACAUAUUGAGAUCCACUGAAUAUAUUCAGCUGACUGUAACAAAGUGCUAUUUCUGGGUUUACUGCUUCCUAAGAUGGAAACUAUGAGAGACAGAAGAACUACUCUGGGCAGUUGCCUCAUUAACAUGAAAGGAGAAGAAGAUGUUGAUUCCAGCAAACCAUUUUGUAAAGUUAAUAUAAGACAGCAGAAGGAGAUCCCUCAUCUAUCAGACACAUGCUCCUGGUCAAGUAAACCUGGAGUUGAUUUUAACAGAAGUUUACACAAAGAGCUAUUCUCUUCUGAGAUGAAGAAUUAUUUGAGUAAGGCUGAUCCAUUGCCACACAUUGGUAACAAAAUGCCUCCUUAUUUGAGAAAAUCAAGAAGAAAUUCAACUAAAGCAGCUGCUCAGAAAGAGUCAGUUAAUGUGGUUUUUCCUGCAAAAGAACAUUUUACUAAGAUUUUCUGUGGUAUUAAUGAAGCAAUAGUGAGUGACUGGCUGGAAAGAGCUAUCUGUUCUAUUAAUGACCUCAGAGAGUGGUGUCACGUAGGACAUAAUUUUGUACGGUUUGCAAAUUUCUGGCUCUCAGAACUACCAUACAAACAAAAAGUAAACUUGCUACGGUUAGAAAUGGGAAUCUUUGAGGAUGAACUGCAAAGUGCAUUUUUUGAGGAGGUAGGCACUGAGUUGGAACUCUCUUACCUGCAUUCCGUCCUUUCUGCAACACUGUGUGAAUACCCUGAAGUGCUUCUGAAUGAUGAAACAAAAUAUGUUUUCCUUGACUAUCUAAACUUCAUGUCUUCAGAGCAAACAAUAGAAUAUAAGAAAAUGCUUUCAAGUUUAAAAUGUACAACAAACAAUGUUCAGAUAGCGCUGUGGUUGCUAGCUCUACGAGCUUUUGCAUUAGCAAACCUCUGGCAUGCAGUAGUUAAGGUAAAAACAACUAUAAGAAACAGUAGUGAGUUUAAUAUAAAAUUGGUUCUUUAAAAUGAAUGUUUCUAAUUGAAUUUAGAUGCAAACAGUACAGUUAUAAAGUUUCUUCUUAGGUUUGUGUGAUUAGGAAAACUUCAAAGAAGUAGAACUGGAAUUGUUUUGUUGCAACUGUUAAAACAAGGAAUCAUUUUUAUAUUAGGAAACUUUUUUUGAAGCAUUUAAAUUGUGCUAAUGUAUUCAGAUUUGGGUAAGCCUUAGAAUAUUAAUGUCUUUGCCAGCAUUGAUUUCUAACUAGAACUGUUGGACAUAAGGUACUCUUCAAUUUCCAUUUUAAAGGGCUACUGUCAAAAUUCAGUCUUCAGCAUCUUUUUGCUUGUGACCCAUGUAAAAUUAAAUUCAUCUACUACUGGCUUGGCUGGGUUAACAUUAAGUUGCUUUUUUGUUUUGUGGAAAUGUUUUAACCUGCAGUAAAAUUUGACUUCCUUUCUCACUAUUCUAAAUAUGUUUUUUCUAACAAACUUAAAAAAUUUAAAUGGAGGUCCUAAGAUUAAAAUUGCAGUAUUGAACUUUUCUAGAAUGGUCACUUCUCUGACUCUCAGAAACCUUAUAGUAUUACGUUAAUUGAAAAGGUGACUUGAAAGUGGAUUUGAGUGGCAAUAGCUUACAUAUAGGUUGGCCUAUCCAGUGUUUCCAUUAUAAAGGGCCCAAUUUUCUGGGACUGAAAUGUGUUUUGCAUGGAAACAUUUAAAUUUUCAGAAGGUCCUUUUUGUUAACAACAGACUUGCCUCAGCAAUUAAUUUAAGGUCUAUGAGAUUCUCCCCAGUGUCAGUGAUGUAUUAUGAAAUAAGGGAAAACAGUAGUCUUGUGUGGUUUAAAAUGGGAAAUGUUUUCUUGCCAAACUCUUUUUUCAUUUCCAAUUCUUUUCCUUCUGAUCUUUUCUCUUUUGGUUCUUAAACAUUUUAUUGGCCUUGUAAAUUGUAGAAAUGUAUUAAACUCAUUUGCCAAAAAGCAGUAGAAUUUCUUACAUAGCAUUCAAUGCUGAAAUGAAAUUUGACUUGUGGCUCUGUGAGAAUAAAGUAUGUCCUUUUAAAUGAAAGCUCAAAAUGUGGGAGGGCAAAAAAAAAGUCAUCUUCACUUUUUAAUGCAUUAGCUGCUCAUUUUUCUUUUGAUAAUAUAACAGGUUACUAGGUCCACACACAUCCUUGUCAGCAGGUCACUGUAUCAUGUGAAAACUUCUGUAUUAAAUCCUACCUGGUAGCACUAAGGACAGCUCAGCUGUAGUUAUACUGCACUUACAUACCAACAAAAAGGCAGUUUGGGAAAGCAGUUGGUACCCAAACCAAGGGCUGACAGUCCAUAAAAAUACAGGUGAUAACUCUGUGAAAUUGUAUGAGUCCUCUUCAUUUUUUCAAAGUAAAGUUAUUUGGUAUAAACAUUUGACUUUGAGGCCAUAACUGCAGAAGUCCUAAGGUGGGAUUCUCUUAGCCAAAUUGCCUCCACAUUUAAUUUAUAUAAAACCCACUUCAAACUUUAUAGCCUUGACAGUAUAGAUGUUAAAGAAACUACUUUUGGAGAAAUUGUAGUUAUUAAAAUGUGUGCUUUUUAACAGUGACUUCACUGAUUAUCUCAUUGGAUGACUUUUUGAAGGUUAAAUAGCAUUUCUUAAAUUAAGACAUAAUAUAUAAAAAUAAGAUUUUUAUUAGGGAGUUCUUGUUUAUGUUUGGAAAUCAUUAUCACUUUUUUGUCACAUCAAAGCAGAUGAUUGGAGGGAUAAUUACUAAGUUACAAACCUGUAUACAAUAAAAGGCAAUUGAGAAACUGUUAACUUUUAAAAAUUAGGUCAUUAUUACUUUUAUGUCUGCUUCGUUUAUAAAUAGGGAAGCAAAAUAUGUUUUAGGCCUUAACCCAAAUUUCUUACUGCUCUAAAUUCAGAAGGGACUUUUACACUACAAUAUUUUCACAUGCAUAAUAUGAAAUAUUCUCUAGAAUUUUCUCUGUAUAUUUCCUCAGAUUUAUAAACCAAAAAACCCCAAACCAAAACAAACAAAAAAUCCUCUUUUUCUGACAUCUUGAGCAGAAGAAAAUAAAGGCCUUUGCUGAAAAGUGCCUGAAUUUAUAGUCUGAAACAGCAGUAAUUCUGUAGUCUCUAGUUUGUAGAAAGUAUGAGGGACUAGGAAUGGAAGCUAUAGUGCCUAAGUAUCCCCCCCACUCCCCAGUUUGGCAGUGACAGAGAAUGCAGAGUAGUCCUGAAUUCUGAAGCUUAUUUAAAGUCUAAAGAGUUAUUACUCCUAGUGGAAUCUUCUUUUCUUUCCAAUUUUAAUUCGUUUCUUCUUAACAUUUCAUGUU